UGCAGAGGAGGCUCGGGCUCAGCCUCGACCUCAGUCUGGUGCCUCUCUGCACUAUAUUUGAUUAGGAAUUUGGGGGCGGGCCUUGGCCUGGCACUGAGGCACACACUCUCAGUAGGCACUCUCUCUCUCUCUCUGUCUCUCUCUCUCUCUCUCUCUCUCUCUCUGUCUGUCUCUCUCACACGUUCUCCUACCCGAGAAGACCAGACAGGGGGACGUGAUCACUCUCUGAAAGGUUCAACUUGAGAGACAGAAUGCAGCGGCUGUCCCUCCUGCUGCUGGUGGGGCUCUGCUCCCUCUCCUGGGCCCAGUAUGACGAAGACCCUCACUGGUGGUUCCAGUACCUCCGCAGCCAGCAGUCUACCUACUACGAUCCCUAUGACCCUUACCCGUAUGAGCCCUCGGAGCCUUACCCGUAUGGGGUGGAGGAAGGGCCAGCCUAUGCCUACGGCUCCCUGCCCCCACCAGAGCCCCGUGACUGUCCCCAGGAGUGCGACUGUCCCCCCAACUUCCCCACAGCCAUGUACUGUGACAACCGCAACCUCAAGUACCUGCCCUUUGUCCCCUCUCGCAUGAAGUACGUCUACUUCCAGAACAACCAGAUCACUUCCAUCCAGGAAGGUGUCUUCGACAAUGCCACAGGGCUGCUGUGGAUCGCUCUCCACGGCAACCAGAUCACCAGUGACAAGGUGGGCAGGAAGGUAUUCUCCAAGCUGAGGCACCUGGAGAGGCUAUACCUGGACCACAACAACCUGACUCGGAUGCCUGGCCCCCUGCCUCGAUCCCUGCGAGAGCUCCAUCUUGACCACAACCAGAUCUCGAGGGUCCCCAACAAUGCCCUGGAAGGGCUGGAGAACCUCACAGCCUUGUACCUCCACCACAAUGAGAUCCAAGAAGUAGGCAGCUCCAUGAGGGGCCUCCGGUCCCUGAUCCUGCUGGACCUGAGUUACAACCAUCUCCGGAGGGUGCCUGACGGGCUGCCCACGGCCCUCGAGCAGCUGUACCUGGAGCACAACAAUGUCUACACUGUCCCGGACAGCUAUUUCCGGGGCUCGCCCAAGCUGCUGUAUGUGCGGCUGUCGCAUAACAGUCUCACCAACAGUGGCUUGGCCACCAACAGCUUCAACGCCAGCAGCCUCCUGGAGCUUGAUCUUUCUUACAACCAGCUGCAGAAGAUCCCCCCUGUGAACACCAACCUGGAGAACCUCUACCUCCAGGGCAACAGGAUCAACGAGUUCUCCAUCAGCAGCUUCUGCACCGUGGUGGACGUCAUGAACUUCUCCAAGCUGCAGGUGCUGCGCCUGGACGGGAACGAGAUCCAGCGCAGCGCGAUGCCGGUCGACGCCCCCCUCUGCCUGCGCCUCGCCAGCCUCAUUGAGAUCUGAGCGGCCCUCACGGUGUCCCCCGCCAUCCCCUGCAUUUGGCUUGCUGGUUUGGUUUGGCUUUUGUUGGAAGGUCUGGGACAACCAUGUGACGCAAGUCCAUGGGCUCCUCUGUAGUCUCUUCCCAUAGGCAGAGUUAGGUGGCAUCGGGGGCCGGGCAGGCUUCUACUGAGGACUUAGAAGCUCUCUGUUCCCGAGGGGACAAAACUAGUGGCGGGGGAAUCCUCCCUGGAAGUCCCAACCCCAGAAAUCUCCCUACUUUAAGUUCUCCCUGUGACCUGACAUCAGGGAGCUUUCAGCAUUGUCUGGGCAAUAGCACUUACGCGUACUUAUCAAGCAGUUUCUCUGCGCAUGUGCUGGACUGGCUGUGCAGCUACCUGAGCUCCUGUUCCCUGCUCCUCAAAAUAUACCUCUUGUCCAGCCGCCUCCUUCCCAGUCCGCCUUGUCCAUCCAGCCUUUCUUCACGGACACCCCUUCUGUGCCUUUGGCAGAGUCAGGAGACUCCAAGGCAUGACAGCGCCUGCCCAGCGACCUGUGGAAAUGACCCCCACACUUUUGUCUGAGACCAAGAGCAUACUGAGCAUCACCACUCCACGCUCCUUAAUUCAUGUUUUGAAAGCCACCAGACUAAAGGUUACCAGUUUGGAGGCCAUGAUAAUAUUUAUGACCUGAUGCCAAAAAGCCAACCUCAGGCUUAACUAAAUUUUGAGGGCUAGAUUUUAGCAGCUGGGCAACUCUUGAAAGGAAGGAAGAAAGGAAGAAAAGCCAGACUUGGUCAUCACCAGCACCCGUACUGCUGCCAAUACACUCCAAAUUGGCUAAACAGAGGGGCAGCCUUGGGUAUUUCUUUCUUGCCAGAUGUGCUCUGAUUCCCCUUCCCGGAUUUACCCUCCAUGGUGGAGGCCACAUGGUUUCCAAGCCUGAGAAAGCCGCUUUGCCCUCUUUUAACCCAAGCAGGAGGUUCAGGUAUCCAACGGUAGAGACAGACACUGCCAGCCCAGGACCCAGGUGAGCUCCAGGGAAGGUGUGGCUCAUCUGUAUUAAGGGAUUUGUCCCCCAGCAGGCUCCAGGGUGUCUGCUGGAGACACUCCCUGGGGUCUGAAAAGUCCAGGCCAGGCAGCCAGGUCUCACCACCCUGCUUUCAUAUCUCAGCUACACUACAUUUUGAAGAUGCCUUUGCUUUAUAGUUUGACUGGAGCGUUGUCCAUUCUUUCUGUUUCCGUAAGGCAGAGCGGUCUAACUUAGCCCACCCAUUCCUGUGACCCAUCCACCCGGGCAGCCAGGGCAACAGUUGGGGAGAGUCAACCCGGUCUGUGCCCAUGCCCAUUACAUCCGUGAUUCUCUGGAUGCUUGGGAGCAGCUUCCUGGAAAGGGAUGGGGACCCUCAGACUGUUCUUGGCUCCAGACCUUGCAUCUACAAAAGCCAAACCAGUUCAUUUCAACCAGGGAGCCCUGACAGCAGUGGUAAAGCUGGGGAGCCCACCCACCUUGCUGGGGACUCUUCAGACAGCAUCUGCAUGCGGACACCAAGGUGCCUCUCCACAGGAUGGCUGCAGAAGCAUGUGCGGUGUCUGACCUGACCAAUAAAGUUAUUGUACACUUGCA
Cavia porcellus (domestic guinea pig) is the source of this 2984-nucleotide messenger RNA. It is a transcript of the gene Fmod, whose product is annotated as fibromodulin. The transcript is spliced from 3 exons. Gene Ontology annotation, molecular function: protein binding. NCBI's taxonomy places the organism in Eukaryota, Metazoa, Chordata, Mammalia, Rodentia, Caviidae. The record is from RefSeq and is a predicted model, not a curated record. Bases 252 to 1382 code for a protein of 376 amino acids.